AUGGGCUCCUCCUCCUCCUUCCUGCCUGCCACGAGCCAUGAACCUGAAACCCUUCCUGUCAUUCCUCCCCCAGAACAGCCACGAACCCGCCCAUCCCCAUCCCGCAUAACCCACCACCACCACCUGAGUCGGGUCACCCCAGACGGCUCAUACCACCAUUACUCCUACCACGCGCUCCUCACAAAUCCGCCGUCAUGCUCUAUCUUCGCCAUGCCUGGCUCCUGGGGGCGCUAGCCAACCUGGUGGCCGCCGAUGAAACCGAUUGCAACCCCCUCAACACCACAUGCCCCGCCGACGCGGCGCUGUCUACAGAGCACACAUGGUGGUUCAACGAGACGCUAGAUGACAAGCUUUGGGACAUGCAGACGGGGGAAAUAGAAUACACAUCGGAGGGAGCAGACUUUAGCAUCAAGACCGAAAACGCCUCCACCUUGUUGGUGUCGAACUUUUACAUCUUUUUCGGCGUCAUGGAAGCACAUGUCAAGAUGGCCAAGGGUGCAGGAAUCAUCAGCAGCGUGAUUCUGCAAUCCGACGAUCUGGACGAGAUCGAUUGGGAGUGGGUGGGAUACAACACCAGUCAGGUGCAAUCAGACUUCUUCGGAAAGGGAAACACAACGACGAGUGAUCGCGGUGGCUACCAUGCCGUCGAAAACGCGGAUACCGAAUUCCACAACUACACUUCAUACUGGGACAAGGAUCGUCUGGAGUGGUGGAUUGAUGGCGAAUUGAGGCGCACGGUCAACUACUCCGAACCCCUCACCGUCUAUGGCAAGAACUAUCCCCAAACGCCGUGCAGAGUCAAGGUCAGCAAUUGGCCUGUGGGUAUUCCGUCUCAGUCGGUAGGAAAUAUCGAAUGGGGUGGUGGUUUGGUCAACUGGACCAACCUCCCCUUUACUAUGACGGUGCAGAAGAUCCGUGUCCAGGACUUUUCCUCGGGCAAGGAGUACGAAUACAUUGGCCACAAUGGCUCUUACGACAGUAUCAAGGUUGUUAGUGGAAAUUCCACUGCCGCCAAAGAAAUCUCGAAGGCACCCGCCAAGUCGCUCUCCCAGAAAUGGGACGACCUGGGCACAGCAGCCCACAUUGGCGUCUACUGCGGUGCUGCCGCAUUCGCUGCCCUCUGUAUCGCCGGCUUUGUGCUGUACUUCCUGCGCCAACGCCGCCAAGGUCGCCUUGAGCGCGCUCUUGGUGAGGGUCAGGGGGGUGCUGCCGUGGACCCGACCGAGAUGGAAACGUACAAAAAGCAAUGGAGGCAGAGCGACUGGACGACCCGUCGUGGGUACCAAGCAGUGGGACAAUAGCCUCAACACUAUUAAUUGUCGCUGGUGUUGUGCGGAAUGUUUUACGAUGGGUGAAGCACACGUCGAUUUGUUGUUCUUGUCACUUUUUCCCCUUUCUUCUUAUCAACCCAUACUUGGAUACUGACUGUCCAUUGCACAACACUUAUACUUGUUACAUUAUUAUUUUUUGAGAUACAUAUUGAGCGAUUUAAUGCGUGGUCUUAUUUUGGUACUUAUAUUAUCUAUACUGGUGUAUAUAGAUGGAGCGGAUUUUCGAUCAUAAAGCAAAG
Aspergillus welwitschiae is the source of this 1570-nucleotide messenger RNA. RefSeq names its product glycoside hydrolase family 16 protein. Gene Ontology annotation, cellular component: fungal-type cell wall. Bases 195 to 1301 code for a protein of 368 amino acids. Gene Ontology annotation, biological process: carbohydrate metabolic process; fungal-type cell wall organization. The record is from RefSeq and is a predicted model, not a curated record. NCBI's taxonomy places the organism in Eukaryota, Fungi, Ascomycota, Eurotiomycetes, Eurotiales, Aspergillaceae. The transcript is spliced from 2 exons. Gene Ontology annotation, molecular function: hydrolase activity, hydrolyzing O-glycosyl compounds; glycosyltransferase activity.